Orbicella faveolata is the source of this 3843-nucleotide messenger RNA. RefSeq names its product fibroblast growth factor receptor 1-like. Gene Ontology annotation, cellular component: plasma membrane; signaling receptor complex; cell-cell junction. Gene Ontology annotation, biological process: positive regulation of kinase activity; cell-cell adhesion; multicellular organism development. The record is from RefSeq and is a predicted model, not a curated record. Gene Ontology annotation, molecular function: cell adhesion molecule binding; transmembrane receptor protein tyrosine kinase activity; ATP binding. NCBI's taxonomy places the organism in Eukaryota, Metazoa, Cnidaria, Anthozoa, Scleractinia, Merulinidae.
AAUAAAGUUUUUGUUAUUACAGAGGAUCACCAUUGCUUAGAUUAACAUUCUUUCAUUAUUCCCUUCUUUCAGGAGUUUUUCCACCAAGCAUACUGUACUUUCACGACCAGAGAGUAUAUAAUCAAGAUGCUGUAGAUUUGUUCUGUAACAUCUCGGCUCAUCCAGCUCCAACUGUACAAUGGUAUAAAGGCAAUUCCUCCCUGGAAGGCAAAAUUGAAGAGCUGGAUAGAUGGGUGUCCUGUGACCGUCUGGUGCAAGCUUUCUAUCGUGUUAAAGGUGAUGUUGGUAAACUCCGUAUUUGUGAUCCUCAGAAUGCUCUUCAUACCGGCUUUUACACCUGCGUUGCUGUCAAUAGGAGAGGAGAGAGUAAUGCCACUGCCUUUCUGGAUGUUCUGGCGGAUCCUGUGAUUUUCAGCCCAAAAAUGGACUCUCAAACUCAGUCCGUUAAGCUUGGACAAUCCUGGAACAUAAGUUGUCAGGCCGGAGGAAAUCCAACACCAACAGUGGAAUGGAAGAGAAAGAAUGGAAACAAAUCGAUGACCCGUAGAGAGCGCGGUAAAAGCGGUGUUGUCUUGUCUAUUGAUUCUGUGGUUGAGGACGACCUGGGAAUCUAUUUUUGUGUGGCAGCUAAUUCAAAGAAUGUGGCGUAUGCGUAUGUGGAACUAGUGUCAGGUGCUUUACCAUCUGAGCCACCUCCACAAGGUCUAAAACCAGAGAUCGUCAUUGGUGUGGUCGGAGGUGUUCUGUUUAUUUUUAUCAUUUUUGGUGUUGUCUGUGGCGUCUUCUUUCAUCUUCAGCGAAAGCAAAUUAAAGAAUACCGCAGUCAGUUUUUCCCGUACGUUAAUGAGCGACUUCAGGUUGAUCCCAGUCGCACACUCCAUGAACAGUGUGAUAAUCUAGCGUACGACCCAGAUUGGGAAUUCCCAGAGGAGAGGCUGAUUCUUGGGGAGGUGCUGGGGUCCGGAGCCUUCGGGCAGGUCAUCAAAGCAGAGGCUGUUGGGAUAACGGACUUUCAUCCUCGCGAUAAAAGCGCCGAGAAAGUGCGGCGACGCUCCAAAAUGCUUCGCCGAUCCAGCAGUAGCAGAAUGUACCAGGAUUCUAAAGGACUACCUUAUAUGAAGACUACUGUAGCUGUGAAGACACUCAAAGCGGGAGCCACGAUAGCAGAGUACAAAGACCUUGCUUCAGAGUUGAAGAUCCUGAUCCACGUUGGAGAACACAAGAAUAUUGUGAACCUCCUGGGAGCUUGUACAAAGGGAGAUCGACUGCUUAUUAUCAUGGAAUUUGCGCCGCAUGGAAACCUCUCGAAGUUUUUGCGAGGAAAACGAGAUAUUUACGAGCCGACUUGGGGAACUUCGACAAACAACCCCGAUGUUGAACUUACCAUCAGCAACUUGGUAGUUUACGCCUAUCAGAUUGCUCGUGGGAUGGAGUUUUUGGCAUCUAAGAAGUGUAUUCACAGAGACCUGGCGACCAGGAACGUCCUUGUUGGAGAGGAAUAUGCCAUAAAGGUCGCCGACUUUGGUCUCGCUAGAGACGUUUACAAGAGCGACAUGUACGUGAAGGCAACAAAUGCCGGUGUGCUACCUGUCAAGUGGAUGGCAUUAGAAUCUUUGUUUGACAGGGUUUACACAGAAAAAAGCGAUGUUUGGUCGUUUGGUGUUUGCUUGUGGGAGAUCUUUACGCUGGGCGGUGCUCCAUACCCUGGCUUACCCACAGAACAGCUACUGGACUUCCUAAGUGAAGGCCAUCGCAUGGAACAGCCUCAUAAAUGCCCUCUCGACAUGUACACUAUUAUGCGGGACUGCUGGGAACAGAAUCCCGAUAUACGACCUACAUUUGCGCAGCUCAGUGAACGAAUUGGCAGGAUAAUUGAAUUACACGCGUCUAAGCAAACUUCAUCGGCUUACGUCACAUUCCCAGAAGAUAGAAAUACUCCAAGGCAUGCCUACUACUUGGAUCCAGUCGACUCAGCCGGAUCCGCGCUGCCGCUAACAGGCUAUGCUGGUAUAAACAGACAAUUGAGUGAGGAUAUCGGGAACAGUCCCCUCCCUGCGUUACCGCGUGACGCAAAAGCAGAGCAGGACAUGGAACCGCACGAACGACAAAGAAUGCUGGGACCUACAGCCAAUGGAAGCCUGUCCGGCAACGAGAGUGGAAUAGGACUUGAGGAAGGUUACGAGGACGCGCCUGCUGUAACGGAACUCAGACCACUACGGGGUGUCUCGAGAUUCGCGCCCAGCCUGACAGGGAAAGCAAAGAUAACUUCGAAAUCUAAAGAGUCUGUUGUGUGAGAUAAAAUGCGAAUUUCGUCAAUUUUCUGUGACAGUACUUAGAUUGAUGCUUCUUAUAACACUGUACAUAAGCGUAGUACUUGAGCAUGAUACAAGUUUUGGUCUGUUAUAGAACUUGUGGACGACUAGGUUCACGUAGCUGGCGACCAUAAAAUCAUAAGACCAUAAGAUCUUUCGUGAUAUCCAGAAUUAUUAAGGACGAGGUAAGUGUUAUCAGCUCAAGCCGAAGGCUGAGUUCUGAUAGCACUUACCAAGACCUGAAUAACUCUGAGUAUCACGAAGCGAGUUGUCAGAUAAUUAUGUUAUAACACACAUUGUUGCAAAAUAAUUUGGAACAUUUAGAAUUUAGAACGUAACUUACAUUCAGUGGUGGGUGAGACCUACUGAGCAAUGAAUGGAAAUUUUCGAUAUUCUUGAUCUUCAGAUAAUGUCUUUAGUACUUUCUUGGCUUCUCCGUGGAUAUUUUUACUAUCUUCCACGUUAAUUGUGCCCGACAUUAUUAACAUUUUGCGUAUUUUAUAGUCGGAAGUGCGAUCUUAACGAAAAAUGUAUAAUUAUAUAUAAUAUUUGUAAGUAUGGCGACCACGCUCAACAGGUGAAAAAAUGUCGCGGUCGUUUCGCAAAAUGUUUCAAACUUACUCGCUUCAUGAUAUAAAAUGGUUGAUCUGUUACGCACGUUAUUAGCGAUAAAUAGCAUUAGUCCGAUUCUCCAGGGAAAUUUCUGCUAAGAGAUGUACCUUAGCCACGUUAAAAACAAGCACCCCCCGCCCAAAAAAAAGGUUUUUGGAAAAACAGACGAAAAAAGGUGUACCAACCUUUCGCGUUUUUUAUUUUGUCAUAUUUUUAUUUUUUGAACUUUCCCAACUUCCCGUUUUUUUUUGUUUUUCUUUUUGUGGCCCAUAGCUAGCUAAGUAUUGUAAAUUGUCGUAUACCAUUACAUUAUCAAAUUCAAGGAGGAUUGUUAUAAAGCACAAGGUUUAUUGAAAAGAAAGCAUGUUAUUGUAAUGAGAACACGAGGAACACUUGAAAAAUCCGCAGAUUAUCGAAAGUCAGCUCUUUCCUAUUUUCCAUACAGUUAUAUCGCCAAAUUAUAUUAUGUUGCGUGACGAAAUAUCACAGUAUUGGGAAAUUCCCAUGCCGAGUGAUUCGUGCAUUCACUUUACGAAGUGAAAUCCGGGGGGGAGGGGGGGUAAGUUGCUCCCAUAUAAAAAGGUCAGCGGUUCUCCUCGUACCUUUUAGGGGUUAAAAAAGGGUGUUCAGGGGGUAUAGCCUCAAAACAUCCACAGCGGAAGCUUUCGCGGUACCUUUUAAAAAAAUAUGACAGAAAAAAAAAAUAUGACAGUAAAUAUUUGACACUCAAAUGACUUUAAUUUUGUCUCAUCUUAUACACCUUGAGUUCACAAUUCAUCAAUAAAAAUUUACACAUUCAGUUUGGAUAACGAGGCUUUUCACUUAAUCGCCUCACAUCUUGUUAACUUGGAUGUGAUAUCCAUUCCUCCUCAGCAACGUAUUGGAAGCAAUUGUAUUUAUUAAAAAUUAUGAAAGUGUC